CCACCAUUUGCCCACACUAUAACACCGCAAUAAUGAAGCCGCAGGAGGUAUCUCAGCUUGCUGCUAGCCUGUCGGCUUUAGACUUCAAAGCUAUCGAGCCUCAUCUCACCGCCCUUGACAAACAUCUCACGCUCAGAACGUAUGUGGAGGGGUACACGCUCAGCCAAGUCGAUACCGAUAUUUGGAUUGCCAUUCGUACAAACAGAGUCGCAGCUGCCGCUUUGAAGAGAGGAACUCUGGUCAAUGUUGGGAGAUGGUUCAACUAUGUCGAGCAAAGUCAUCCAGAGAUCCAGCAGGAGAUCAAGGCAAAAGAUGAGGCCGAGAAGGCAAAGAAGGCGGUUCAAAGUCGCGCAGGUGCCAGCUACAACAUGGCCUUACAGGAUGUCGAGAAGGGCGUUGUUACCAGAUUCCCACCUGAGCCAUCUGGAUACCUCCAUAUUGGACACAUUAAAGCCGCACUUUUAAACGACUACUUCGCACACGAGCUCUACAAAGGCACAUUACUCCUUCGAUUUGACGAUACCAACCCGUCGAAAGAGAAGCAAGAGUAUCAGGACUCAAUCGUGGAGGACCUCAAGAUGGUUGGAAUCAAACCGGACAAGACAAGUUACACUAGUGAUUACCUCGAGGACCUCUACCAAUAUGGCAUUCGCAUGAUCAAGGAGGGUCACGCAUAUGCGGAUGAUACAGAUCAAGAGACCAUGCGUGCUGAGCGAAUGGACGGCAUUGCAAGCAAGAAUCGUGAUAAGAGUGUUGAGGAGAACCUGGCUAUCUUUGAGAGCAUGAAGGAAGGAUCCGAUAUUGGACGGAAAUACUGCAUUCGUGCGAAGAUGUCUGUGGAUAAUCCAAACAAGGCCAUGCGUGAUCCAGUCAUCUACCGUUGUAAUGUGGACACACCUCAUCACCGAACUGGUACGGCAUGGAAGAUGUAUCCUACCUACGAUUUUGCUUGCCCAAUUGUGGACUCGUUGGAAGGGGUCACUCAUGCUUUGAGGACUACUGAGUAUACCGACCGAAAUCCGCAGUACCAAUGGUUCCUCGACACACUAAAGCUCCGUCAAGUGCACAUGUGGGAUUUUGCAAGAAUGAACUUCAUUCGAACUGUUCUCUCGAAGCGGAAGUUGACAAAAUUGGUUGAUUCCGGAGCCGUUUGGGGCUGGGAUGAUCCCCGAAUGCCCACCAUCCGAGGAGUCCGUAGACACGGAAUGACUAUCUCAGCGCUGCGAGACUUUAUCUUGAAGCAAGGACCAAGUCGCAACAUUGUGGUAAUGGAUUGGACGAAUUUCUGGGCUUCGAACAAGAAGGAGAUCGACCCUGUUGCGCCACGACAUACCGCUGUUGCAGAGAAGGAUGCAGUGAAGGCAACCCUUACCAAUGGACCAGAGAAGGCAUACACUGAGGAUAAGCCCAAACACGUCAAGAAUCCUGCUGUUGGUACCAAGAAGGUCGCUUUCAGCAAGCACUUGAUUCUCGACCAGGAGGACGUGAAGCUUUUUAAGGAGGGCGAGGAGAUUACCCUUAUGGGCUGGGGUAACGCGUUUGUCCGAAAGAUCAACGGAUCGAAUUCCAUUACGGAUAUCGAGCUUGAGCUCCAUCUCGAGGGUGAUUUCAAAAAGACUGAGAAGAAAGUAACAUGGCUCUCCACCGAUGGACAGGAGCUUGUCCCAGCUGAGGUAUGGGAGUUUGACCAUCUAUUCACCAAGGACAAGUUGGAGGAAGAGGAUAACUGGGAGGAUUUCGUCAACAAGGAUUCCGCGACCAUGGUACCGCAGUUGUGUGACGAGAACGUCAAGGAUUUGAAGGAGGACGAUAUCAUCCAGCUUGAGCGCAAGGGAUUUUAUAGAGUGGAUAAGCCGGCGGCAGCUGGGAAGGCUGUGGUCUUGUUUGGAAUUCCUACUGGAAAGACGAAGUAG
Cadophora gregata is the source of this 1913-nucleotide messenger RNA. RefSeq lists its product as uncharacterized. Gene Ontology annotation, cellular component: cytoplasm; cytosol; methionyl glutamyl tRNA synthetase complex. Bases 33 to 1913 code for a protein of 626 amino acids. The transcript has 2 exons. NCBI's taxonomy places the organism in Eukaryota, Fungi, Ascomycota, Leotiomycetes, Helotiales, Ploettnerulaceae. Gene Ontology annotation, biological process: translation; glutamyl-tRNA aminoacylation. Gene Ontology annotation, molecular function: glutamate-tRNA ligase activity; ATP binding. The record is from RefSeq and is a predicted model, not a curated record.